Molecule: messenger RNA, 1165 nt
Organism: Lolium rigidum
Lineage: Eukaryota; Viridiplantae; Streptophyta; Magnoliopsida; Poales; Poaceae
Product: probable carboxylesterase 15
Exons: 1
Coding region: 135-1139 (334 amino acids)
Molecular function (GO): hydrolase activity
Source: RefSeq, a predicted model, not a curated record
UGCCAUCUUAUCUCGAUCCUUCCCGCCUUCGAGAUAAGAGAUAAAUCUGGUGCAUCACUUCUCAGUUCAGAACUUCAGAUACCUCGACGAGCCGAGCUGAACGGCAUCAGUCGACCACACGUCACGCACACACCAUGUCCGGCGGCGACACAGCGUCGGCAGCGCACGUCGUGGAGGACUUCUACGGCGUCGUCCAGAUCCUCAGCGACGGCACCGUCGUCCGCGGCGUCGAGGCCGCCCUCCAGCCACAGGCGACGUACCCGGCCGUCCCAGGCGUGGAGUGGAAGGACGUCGUGUACCACGCGGCGCACGGCCUUCGCGCCCGCGUCUACAGGCCGUCCUCGUCGGUCGCCAAGCUCCCGGUGCUCGUGUACUUCCACGGCGGGGGCUACUGCCUCGGCUCCUUCGCGCAGCCCAUGUUCCACACGUUCUGCCUCCGCGCCGCCGCCGAGCUCCCGGCCGUCGUGCUGUCCGUCCAGUACCGCCUCGCCCCCGAGCACCGCCUCCCCGCCGCCAUCGAGGACGGCGCCUAUUUCCUGUCCUGGCUGCGCGCCCAGUCUGAGCUCGCCGCUGACCCGUGGCUCGCGGAGUCGGCCGACUACGCACGGACCUUCAUCUCCGGCGUAUCAGCCGGCGCCAACCUGGCACACCACGUCACGGUCCAGGCCGCCUCCGGGAAGCUUCCCGUCCAUCCCCUACGCGUCGCAGGGUACGUCCUCCUCUCCGCGUUCUUCGGCAGCGCCGAGCGUACGGCGGCGGAGGCCGAACCGCCGGCGGACGUGUCCCUGACGGUCGACAUGUCCGACCAGCUCUGGCACAUGUCGCUGCCGGUCGGGGCGAGCAGGGACCACGCCGUGGCCAACCCGUUCGGCCCGGACAGCCCCAGCCUCACGGCGGUGGACCUCCCGCCGGCGCUUGUGGUGGUGCCGGGGAGCGACGUGCUCCGCGACCACGUGCGCGGGUAUGCGGCGAGGCUGAAGGACAUGGGGAAGACCGUGGAGGUCGUCGAGUUCGAGGGAGAGCAGCACGGUUUCUCCGUGCUCCGGCCAUCCGGCGAGGCUCUCAAUGAGCUGAUGCGAGUCCUCGGACGAUUCGUGCACACAGGUCACAUGCAGCGACUGAGCGGUCAUGUGCUGUGAUGUGAUCUACACUCAUGCUUUGUGUU